GGGUUUGUCAAAUGUUGUCAAAUGUCAAUUUGAGUAAAUUUUGUCGAAUUUUGUCUUCAACAAAUAAAUGUAAAUUCAUGGUUGCGUCUUAGUUUGUUAUUUUAACGUUCAUUUAAUAAAAAUACGAUAAUGAUUUCAUUUGAUUAUAUGUCUCGUGUGUGCUUUUUAUAUUUGGCUGUUUUGUUAACAACAGUGUACACCGAGGACGUAUGUGUAAAAAAAGGACCUUGUACAUGUGAAUUUCCCAAUGGCACCGGUAUUGACUUAACGCCAACUGCAAAAGCAACGUUUUUCAACACGCAAACCUACAAACUAGAGAACAGUGGUGCAAGAUUGGCUCUAAGUACAUUCUAUUAUCAUCCCUGCAGCGACAUUGUACUUCCAAUAAACACCAGUGCUGCUGCUACUACGACAUGCAAAGAUUCCUUGGCGUUAUGCUGGUACAUCAGCUACAUGGAUCUUUUAAACACAACAAAAGACACAUUUAAAAAAGAUGGUGGAAACUAUCAGUAUUUAGGAACUUCAAAUUAUACUACAUUCAGCCCUGAUGGGAAAUCAAUCACAUAUCCCAAUGUUCCAUCGUCCACAGUGGUAAUGUUAGUAUGCGCUACUACAGAAGACCGGUUAGAAGUUUAUUCCCUGGAUGAUCCAUCGAAAGUUGUGCUAGCAUUCUAUUCAAAAGACGCAUGUUUGAAGCAAAUUGAAGAGCCUGGCCGUUCACUGGGAUCCACCCUGCUUAUAAUAUUCUUUUCAUUUGUGAUACUCUACAUUGUCCUUGGAGUAUGCACAAAGAAAUUCCUGAUGGGUGCAACUGGUCUUGAAGUCAUACCUAAUUUGGCGUUUUGGUCUGAUUUACCUAACCUUGUUAAGGAUGGCUGGGCGUUUGCGAUCAAUGGAUUCAAGCUACCAGCUCGCGGCGCAGGCCCCGCGACGUCGCCGGACCCCAAUAGCUAUGACAGCAUAUAACAUCAGAGGGAGGACCCGCUCGACGAAGGUCAGCUCGUUUUGAUUGAGUAACCUCGCGUUUUAUAUGGACUUUGUAGUGUUAUACGACUUUCCACCAUCAUAAUUUUUUUAUUAACGUUUGAGCCCGUGACGUCAUUGGACCCUAACAGUUACGGCAGCAUAUAACAUCAGAGAGAGGACCCGCUCGCCGAAGGUCAGUUCGUUUUGAUUGAGUAACCUCGCGUUUUGUAUGGACUUUGUGAAACGAAUCGAUACGAUUUUCAAUGUAUUUAAAAAAAAAUAAUGUUUGGGUUCGUGUCGCCACUGGACCCCAACAGUUACAACAUAACAUCAGAGUAAGGACCCGCUCGACGAAGGUCAGCUCGACGAAGGUUUUGAUUGAGUAACCUCGCGUUUUAUAUGGAUUUUGUGUAACGGAUCGAUAGUGUUAUGCGACUUUCGCCACAAUUUUUUUUUAUUAACGUUUGAGCCCGUGACGUCACUGGGUCCCAACAGUUACGACAACAUAUAACAUUAGAGGGAGGACCUGCUCGACGAAGGUCAGCUCGUUUUGAUUGAGUAACCUCUCAUUUUGAAUUUAGUUUACCUCAAUAUAAUCGCUGUGCAUGCAAAUUCCGUUUUGUGGAAAAUUAGACGUUUUCAGGAGAAACUACUAUUAAUAUUUUGGGAAAAAAUUUAAUUACUUUGCGGUAAAAAUCUCAUAGUUAAAAAUGUUAUCUCUAACUAGCACACAUGCUAAAGAACGGGUCUGCAUGUACGCGCGCCUUUUAAAAUUGAACAAAACGGCAUCAAAAACAAUAGUCCAAAAAAAUCAUAUAGCGGACUUUAAAUGCGCAGCGACAUAAUGUAAUGUGCAAUAAUAAGCAAGAACCAAAACGCUGGCCAUACAGCUAUUACCGUCAAGUUUGCAGCGGACUUGAAACAGCGUCCAGUUAACUGAUAGCCGUACACCGUCAAGUUUACUGGACGCCGUCAAGUCUGUCUUUGUCUUGUGGGAGGCUUCGGCAGUGGCUAGUUACCACCCUGCCUGCAAAGCUGUACCGCCAAGCUAUUUACCGUUCCGGUACGAUGCCGCGUAGAAACCUAAGGAGGUUUAACGAAAACUGCCAUACCCCUUCCAGGUUAGCCCGCUUCCAUCUUAGAUUGCAUCAUCACUUACCAUUAGGUGAGAUUGCGGUCAAGGGUUAACUUGUAUCUGAAUAAAAUAAAAAAAAAUUCGCUGUAAACUUGACUGUAAACUUAAUCUUGAAUGGCCACCAUAAGUUAUCUGGUUGUAUGCAAACUUUUUCUUCUUCAUAUUAUUAUUUAAUGAUUGCGCGCUUGUGUUUUACUGUUGUUAAAUUUUAGAUUAGAUAAGUUUUUAUAUAUUUUUAAUACUUUCUUUCUUCAGAUAACAAAAAAUGCACAGGUUUUUGUGACAUUUUCUUUCAUUUAAGAUUUUUAUUAAAAUCUAAAUAAGUUGUAUCGAAUAUGAAUUACUAUCACUCCAAUAUCAAAAUAUCUAAUGAGGUGGAUAUUAUAGUAUAAAAAUAAUAUUAAUAUAUAAUAUUUUGUAAGAAGUUUUAAAAAACGUAUCUAUUUUCUCAUAAAUCUCGAAUUAUUUUGCGUAACAAAAGAUUAAGAUUUUCGACUGUCUGUUUUCAACGUUUUCUUGUUAGAGAACCCACUUAAUAUAAGUAAACUCAUUAAUAAUCUCGUAGGUAUAUUCGCUUUUACAAGAAAAAAUACAUUUUAAUUCUAAUUUCUAGUAUUAUAGUAGAAAUAUUUUCAAAAGUAUUUAUAAAGUAAAACAGCACUAAAACCCGACUACUACCAGCGAACUGCUCAUAGAUAGAGAUAGAUAUAGUAGAUUAAACUGUUUUUUUGUCGCUCCAAGUAUUUUUACAUUGUACAACAAUAUCUAUAUUAAUGACCUCAGAAUUUUUUCCUCUUUCAUUUGAUAUUGCACUCCAUACAAAAAAAAAAAAUUGUUGUAAUUAUUUUUUGUAUACUGUAGUUCAUAUCCAAAGUGUUUAAAACUCAUAUUUCACCACUAAUUUUUAAUUACUAUAAAAAUUUUAAAGAUAGAAACAGGAAAAAUUUAUCAUUUUAAAUGUGCUAUCAGAUAUUUAAUUAUUGCUUUAAUUUACCAAUGUUAUUAAAGUUUGUUUUGUUUUUAAAACAGGAAUAAAUGUGUGGACACACUAUUUUUAUAGUAAUUAAAAAUUAGUGGCGUGUAUUUUGUAGAUAAAUAUAAUGUUUUAUACAACCUCAACAUUGGUACGUAAUAAGAUAGCAGUUUGAUAUUAUGAGGCCAAGAUCGCUAGUUAAAUAUUACAGUUGGAUGAUAUUUGAAACCAGAGAUUACAAAACCUUUGCAAUCAAUACGACAGUCGUAAUCUUGUUUAGUUGUAAUUAUUGUACUAUUGGGUCAAAUUCGCAGUUUAAAUAACACUUCUUUAAUAUUGAAUCAAUCACAAGGACGAAAACUGAUCAAAAGUUUCGUAGUAAAAAGUGCUAAUUGCUAACUUACUAUUAUUGUCAGGUUAAAGCGUAUUGCAUAAGUUAUUACAUAUUAAUAAAAAUAUCAUAAGUAUUUGAAACUCGUGGACUUCAAUUUUUGUAACAAUAUUUUUAGGCACUAAUGAUUAUUAUUUAUAAAUCUAUUUUAAUAUAUAUUACAGGUAUAAAUUAUAUAUUUUAUACAUAUUUAGUAUUUUUGGGUAUUAACAUAUGAUAUAAUCUGAAUAGGUACAGAAAAACGAUAUUUUUAUUUAGGUAGUUGUUUUGUAAUGUUACCUAUAUAACGUUUGCGUUGUUGUUUUAGUGUGGGAUUUUUGUAUAUUUAUGAUAUGAAUUAUUCAUGAGUGGAACAAACAAGGGGUUGGUAACAAAAAAUAGGUACGAAUAUAAUAUGCCAAUAUUCUUUGAGUAAGGCAAAUAUUUUUUCUGAGAGAACAUGGAGCACUUUAAUUUAAACUCGUGCCUCGAUAGCUCAACGGUUGAGGAGCGGACUGACUUCCGAAAGGUCGGCGGUUCAAACCCCACCCGUUGCACUAUUGCCGUACCCACUCCUGGCACAAGCUUUACGUUUAAUUAGAGGGGAAAGGGGAGUGAUGAUUGAUAAUGAUGAGCAUGAUUAGCAUGGCUAAUAUUCUUCAAAAAAAAAAAUAUAAGCUCUAUGUCUGAUACACUGACUCAUAUAACAUAGUUUAGAUAUCAUAAACCUGGACAGUGAUAUUAAUUGGAUUGAGCUAUAGCGAGAGCUCGAACUCGCUUGUUUCAUUCAGAAUUUCUUCAGAUUCCUGGAGUCAAAGACUUUUAACUUACGAUUUCUAAACUAUGCUUAUACUGUAUCUUUUGUACUUUCAAUUUUGUAUUAAUUACAUGCAAUUAAUAUUUUGUUAAUACAACGAGGGCUGAUUUUUCAAUUGCCAAAUAAUCUUAAAGAUUUGUAGGAUAAAGGUUUGUGUUUUGACAGAUUUCCAAUAAAAAAACUGUCAAAUUUUUAAGUUUACACAUUUGGCGAUUAAGAAAUCUGUCCUGAGUCUGUUCUGAGUUUGAUUUUGUUCUGUUUCGUUAUUGAAUUACUACGAGAGAGACUGAGAAGAAAGACUUGGCUUUAAUGUAUUUUUAUUGUUGAGUUACUUUUGUUGAUAUUACCUUCUCUCGUUUUUCUUAUCAACCAUAUUAUUAUGUUCAUAAUUUUUUAGAUAAGGCAUAUCUUAUCUAUCUAGAUAGACCUUCACCGACGUAGAUCAAAUAUUUUGAAUCUAAAUUUUUAUUGCUUUAGUAGCUCUUACCCGCAGCUUCACCUGUAUAUAUUAAAAUUAAUCUGCUUUUAUUCAAGCGAUUUUCUUUUCUUUUUUAAUUUAUUAAAUUUAGAUUAAAAUAAUUUAAAUACAAAAACGAGCUUCCUACCCUCUGCACUAGGAAAUACCUGUAUUGCAGAAGGUAGUUCCUCUGGGAUACAAUAAAAUAAUACAAUUCUCAUAAGUUUCAGCUUUUUCAUUAGUUACCAACUUACUUUACUUACUAUGAUGGUCUAUCUAGGUAUAACGUAGUUAUAAAAUUGUAACACUACAUGUAAGUGCCAAUAAAAAUAUAUUUCUUACUAAAUUUUCCAUUAGAAUUGAUAUUUUCGUAGUAGUCGAUAUUAUUACUUUAGUAAAUAUUUGUGUGUUUAGUAAGUAAUCUUUUAUCUAAAUAUCUGCGUUAAAUUUUCUUACCUGUCCUUUCUUAUAUAUCAAUACCUUCUUAUACAACAUUGUUCUAUUUUCAUGGAGCCAAAGCACACGAUGCUUGUAUCAUCAGCG
This is a messenger RNA of Maniola jurtina (meadow brown), 5261 nucleotides long. RefSeq lists its product as uncharacterized. The transcript has 5 exons. The record is from RefSeq and is a predicted model, not a curated record. NCBI's taxonomy places the organism in Eukaryota, Metazoa, Arthropoda, Insecta, Lepidoptera, Nymphalidae. Gene Ontology annotation, cellular component: trans-Golgi network. The coding region runs from base 130 to 966 and encodes 278 amino acids.